AUGAACGAUUCGUCAUUGUGCCCAAUGGAUGGCUAUCCAACAAAUGCCGUUGCGGUUUCGAUUUGGAUUAAACGAUCAACGAAAGUUGAUGAGAGCGAUAUUUACCGUAUUGGUGGUAUGGAUUUAUUGCAAGAAGGAUUUGAAGCUGAUCAGUAUCCAAAUAAUGCUUUCGUUGUCCUCUCGGCUGGUACACCACCACGUUUUUGUGUUUGUGCGAUUCAAUGUGAAUGUAAUUUAGGUGUGGUUUUCUAUCAGACCAAUAGCAGCGUACCACCACCUGGUUAUAAGAAUAUUGAUGAUAAAGAGCAAGCGUUAUAUUGCGUCAAUAAUGAAGGUGAUUGUGGAGCUGAUGUACCGAUCUAUAUGCACAAGCACAAAAGUAGCUCAAAAUUAGUAAUGAAUGAUAUUCCAAUUGAAGCAUAUGCUUAUGCAAUAAAUAAGAAUGUGACAAUAUCUGGAUAUGAACGAAAUGCAAAAGCGUUGUGUUAUGGAUGGAGCAUUGAUAAAAACAAAAACUAUAUCAAAAGUGCUGAUGAAGCAGAAUCGAAUAAGUCAUUAAUGAAGCAAUUCAAACAACAAAAGCAGCAAACGAAUAGUGGAAACGGUUGCACACCCGUUUCAAAAAUACUAAAUGGCCGAGUAAAACUUUAUCUCAUCUCAUUUUUUUUUCACUCGAUAGUAUAUCAACCAGUCAGCAGUAUGAAAUUUCCGCUUUAUACAGUGAUUACGGUGCAAUGCAACGACGGUUUCAUGCUUGUUGGUUCUGGAAUGCUCACAUGUACUCCAAUGGGCUGGUAUCCAGAAAGCCUAAUUGGUGGUUGUGUUGAGCGAAAUGGAGGUUCUCCAACCGAGAAGAAUAUUUGUUCGGCAUUCCCCGCUCCCGCACAUGGUCGAAUCCGAUACAGUACAGAAGGGUCAGCAAUGAACGGAAUUUAUCCGACUGGUACAAUUGCGAUUCUUCAGUGUAACGCUGGUUUCUAUCCCACGUUUGGAUUCGAUAAUUUAGAAUCGAAAUGCGUUAACGGGGUAUGGUCGAUAUCCAUGCUCGAUGCCUUUAUUCCAUUCGAAAAAUCGCUCACUUUCCAGGUUGAAUAUGUUUUCAAUGAGAAAACAAAUCAAAACCAAAGAAUCUCGGCUGGACAAAUUGGGAUGAUAACGAUUGGUACGUAUGCAAAAUUAACUUGUGUAAGUGGAUAUGAGGUAACUGGAAGCGAUACAGUGAUAUGUACACCUGACGGAUGGAUGCCGUCUCAAACAUUAGGCACUUGUCAAUUGCUUGGUAUUAACACCAUCAGUGUUUCACAGUGUAUAACUGGAAUGCCUUUUGUUCUCGGUGGUCAAGUCAGUUAUUCACAAGGCGGUAUUUUCGGACCUUAUCCAUUCGGAACAAUAGCUACACUCAACUGUGAUCCUGGUCUCGGGAUAAAUGGUAAACUGAAUUCGAUAAGUUGUAAAAAAGCAAAAUCUUGGUCUACCAAACGACGAAUUUUGGCAAUCAUAUUGUCUGUUUUUCUCCGCCCAAGGACUGCAACAUGCACUGGUCAAACGUGGAAUCCACCAUCGUUUGGCACAUGUAAUAUAGGUGAAGUAACCACAAGUGCAUUGAAAACACAAUGCAUUUUUGGACUAGUCCCUCCAAUUGGAGGUAGCAUCUCGUACAGCUCAGCUUCUCCGUUAGGACCGUAUCCUACUGAUACCAUAGCAACUUUGCGAUGUUCUUCCGGUUUAGCGAAAGGUGCAAGUAUAUCUCGUUGUGUUAACGGUCAGUGGGAACCGAAUACUCUUGGUGAAUGUCCCACAGGUUACGUUGGUGGUUCGAACAAUGGACAGUGUGUAACUGGUGCACCAAAUGUAGCAUAUGGUCAAAUAAGCUAUUCAAAUAACGCAAUUUUCGGGCCAUUUCCACCGGGCACAGUUGGCACAUUGAAAUGUAAUCCUGGUUUCAGAGGAACGAUAGGAUUUGGCUCUACAACAACCAUCUGUAGUAAUGGUGAUUGGAUACCGCCAUUAGCACAAUGUGAAUUACUGUCAUCGACAACAAUAUCAGAUUCAUGCCUAACUGGUGUGUUUCCACCGUUCAAUGGACGUGUGAUUUAUUCGAAUGACAGACUAACUGGGCCAUAUCCGUCUGGUACUACUGUCACAGUCCGUUGCAAUCCAGGAUUUACUGCUUCUGGAACAACAACAGCCACAUGUCUCGAUGGGCAAUUCACUCCAUCUUUAAUUGCACAAUGCUCACAAGAUGGUGACGGCGGAUUAUCAACAGCUCAAUGUGUCACAUUGUUUCCACCAUUAAAUGGUCAAAUCUCGUAUAUGAAUCGACGAACUGCAUCGCUUAAUGAAUUCGGAACCGUCGCUACAGUCACAUGCAAUCUCGGGUUUACGGUCAGUGGUGGUGCGACGAGAACAACGUGCAUUAAUGGACAGUGGAAUCCUCCAGUACUUGGAACAUGUCAAAGUGGUCUUGGUGGAAAUACGAUUAGUCCACUUGGUGGGACAACAGCCAUAUCCCGAGACUGUCUAUUCGCGUUACCUGCCGUUUUGAACGGAAAUAUACAAUAUUCGACGGGAACUUCAAUUGGCCCAUUUGUCAGUAGUAGCACAGCAACACUAACAUGCAGUUUCGGUUCAGUGCCUCUGGGACCUAUGACAUCAACUUGUGCAAAUGGCUCAUGGCAACCACCGAAUCUCGGGCCAUGUAGUAGAAAUGGUAAUUGUUGGACGGUGUCAGGCCGUAAUUGGUGUAUCUCAUGGACAGACCAAGUAAGUAAUAUGUAUCGCUCUGGAACGGUAGUUAUACUGACGUGUAAUCCUGGCUUUACGAUAUCCGGAUCAAGGACUGCAGUUUGCAACAACGGGCGUUGGAUGCCAUGGCCGGGCAUUGGUUUUUGUAAACGAUCCGCUGAAACGCUCGAUGAAGUAUCAUCGUCGUCACCUUCGCAUAUGUUCGGCAAAUCAACUCACUUUGUGAAUGAUAAAAACGUUAUAACAUUCUGUACGUCACAACAAAAUCCAUCAAAUGGAUAUAUUCAUUACGAUAAUUCACCAACGGUUGGUUCAUACCCAAUGGGCACUAUUGCCGAACUACGCUGUGACGAUGGUUAUACGGUAAGUGGAACACCAUUAUCGGUGUGUCACGACAGCGUCUGGAAUCCAGACUUGGGACAAUGUCAAACAAAAGACGACAUACGUGAAUUCUCAGGACCUGGAAAUUGUAUGAAAUUCCCAGAGCAACCUAAUGGAAAGGUGUACUACAUUCAAGCCGGUUCGGAGAACGAAUACGAGUUGGGUACAACGGCAAUCCUAAUAUGUAAUAAUGAAUUUGUGGUGAAAGGACAGAAUACACUGACAUGUACUAAGUCAGGAUGGACACCACAUGAUGGUUUUGGAUUUUGUAAAUUAGAUGACAGUUUUCAUUAA
Messenger RNA from Anisakis simplex (herring worm), 3420 nucleotides. The record is from the annotation of a GenBank genome assembly. Lineage: Eukaryota; Metazoa; Nematoda; Chromadorea; Rhabditida; Anisakidae.